ACGACGACAACGACCAUUGCGUGCCCAUCGACGGCCUGCAGCCAUUGCCGCAGCCAUGAUUGACGACGUUUUGUACCUAUACGGUGGUGACCAACCCUGGGACUCGUCCCUGUGGGAGACGUCGGACGACCGCGUCCGCGGCGGCGCCAGCCAGUCGCACCUCACCGUCGACAACCCCGAGCGCGCGCGCUUCCACGGGCACCUCGACACGACGGCCCUCGGCGGCGCCGGCUUCGCCUCGCAGCACAGCAUCGGCGAGCUGGCCCUGGACCUGCGCGACUACGAGGGCAUCAUAGUGGCCGUUGCCGGGCCCGACGAAGCCGACGGCAAGCGCUACGCCCUGACGCUCAAGGACAGCCUGCCCCCGCCGCGCGACGACGGCCGCGAGCAGUCGGGCGUGAGCUGGGAGGCCGAGUUCGUGGCCAAGAAGCCCGGCGACGUGAAGCUGCGCUGGGACGACUUCAAACCCACGUACAGGGGCAGGCCCAAGCACGACGCGGAGCCGCUGAAUCUGGGGGACAUUAAGCGCGUUGGGCUGAUGAUGCGAAGCUUCUUCGGCAAGCAAGAGGGCGACUUCUCGCUCCAUCUGCACGGCAUCGUCGCCUUCAAGCAGCUCCCGGCAUCGACGGCCACGACGGUCGUUGCGGACCACGAGGAGGAGGAGGAGAAGCCCAAGAAGGAACUGCAGCGGGGCAACACUAGGAAGGAGCUCCGGCGCAACGAGUCGGAUCUGGAAGAGUUCCCGACGCGGCCGGCGGUGCAGAAGCGCCCAUGGUGGCGGAAGCUGCUGUGUGGGCUGGCCUGAGCGGGCGGUCCGCCUGAACUGCAUCGCGCAGCAUUCUCUUUUGCCGAAUUUUUCCUUUUAUCGAGCGAGCACACUGUACUGUAUACUAUACUACGCGACGGGGCGCGCACACGAUUGAUAGAACCGUAUCCAUCUCCUACUUUGUGUGUGGCAUCAACGACGGUGCUGUCUUGUGGUGGGUGGGUGCUCUCUGUGCUCAGUCACUGCCGGGA
Messenger RNA from Purpureocillium takamizusanense, 1017 nucleotides. RefSeq lists its product as uncharacterized. Lineage: Eukaryota; Fungi; Ascomycota; Sordariomycetes; Hypocreales; Ophiocordycipitaceae. The transcript has 3 exons. The coding region runs from base 56 to 805 and encodes 249 amino acids. The record is from RefSeq and is a predicted model, not a curated record. Gene Ontology annotation, biological process: NADH dehydrogenase complex assembly.